Photinus pyralis (common eastern firefly) is the source of this 4159-nucleotide messenger RNA. Its product is annotated as atrial natriuretic peptide receptor 2-like. Lineage: Eukaryota; Metazoa; Arthropoda; Insecta; Coleoptera; Lampyridae. Bases 96 to 3536 code for a protein of 1146 amino acids. Gene Ontology annotation, molecular function: peptide receptor activity; protein kinase activity; ATP binding. Gene Ontology annotation, biological process: intracellular signal transduction; protein phosphorylation; receptor guanylyl cyclase signaling pathway. The transcript has 15 exons. The record is from RefSeq and is a predicted model, not a curated record. Gene Ontology annotation, cellular component: membrane.
CGUCGUAAUGUUUUAUUUGCUCUAAAAUGUGUCCAACUCUAACGAAACAUAUUCGCAUAUAUUAAUACGCUUGUGAAAUCUAAAGAGUAUCAGUGAUGCGGGUUUUGCUAAUUGCUUUGUUCUUCGGAAUAACCAGAGCGUUGAGGAAUACUCCUUGGGGUGUUGAUAGUUGUCAUAAAAGUGGGGUUUGUAGAGAAGGGCCGAAUCCUAGAUCUUGUGAAACUGUGUGCUUUGCCAAUGGAACUUGUCGCCUUAAUAUUGCUUUGAUUUUACCCCAAAGUUCUUACUAUAUUAUCAACAUGGAGAAGACGGUUUCUGUUAUCAGAGAGGCCGAACAGGCUGCAAAGAACCAAGGAAUCAUAUACAAUGAUACAGUUAUUAAUUUGUACCAUUUUGAUGAUCAAUGUAGCCAGGCAAAUGCGACAAUACACGGUAUAAAUGCCAGUAGCGAUUUUUGCACGCAUUUUGUUAUUGGAUCAACAUGUGACUAUUGCACAGCGGCCCUGGGCAGAGUAGCAAAGGUUCUGGGAACAUACGGAAUGCCCGUAAUAACGCCUGGAGGUUUUGUGUUUGACUUCACAGCCAGGAAAAAUGAAUGCACGGAUGAAUUCUACAUGUUAAUCAAUUCUGGCCCCGUUGAUUAUCGAUCGUUUGCCGAAUUUUUUAUCAAGCUUUUUGAACGGUAUAAUUGGCAAAAAAUUUCUUUGGUGUAUGAAAAACUCGAUCAAAAUGAUGUUGGUGGCCUUAGAGCGUGUCAGCUGCUCAUGACGAGCGUGAUAGAAGUCGGUAUUGAAAUACACAAAUUUUUGUAUGCCGAUGGAGACUUAAUGUUGUAUGGUUUGACGUACAGAGAAUAUUUAGAAAAAGAGAUCGGUACCAAGUAUGGAAUUGUAUUGCUGUGCACCAGUCACGAAAACACGAGACGAAUUAUGUUGGAAGCGGAGAGUUUAAAAAUGAUGGAGAAGGGAGAGUAUGCAUUCUUCAACUUUGAAUUGUAUAAUAGUGCUCCCGACCCUUUACGACCGUGGUAUAAUUCAAGCGACAGCGAGGAAGAAAACGAGAGAGCUAAAAAUGCGUAUCGAGCACUGUAUACGUUCACUCCAUUAGUAGAAGCGAAAAACGCGCAAAAUGGCCAAAUUUCUACAUUACCAAAAGGAGACUUCUAUUUAGAUGGCGUGUACGAUGGAUUUCUGCUAUACGCGCAUAUUCUCAAUGACACUAUAGCGUCUGGAGGCCGAAACAGAGACUUCGUAAUAAAAGGCGACGACGUCAUGAGUAAAACGUUUGGAAAACGUUUUCCAGGGAGGAGUGAGGAAGUUGUUAUGAACUGCAACGCCCAACGUGUGUCAGCGUAUGCGCUCACCCAAAUCAAUUCUUCAGGAUUGUCCCAUAUUGUAGCAGAAUACUAUACCAUAAAUAAAUCGAUCGUGGAUGUAAGAGAAAUUCAAUGGAUCUCUGGGAAACCGCCUCUGGAUUCCCCUGUUUGCGGUUUUGACGACUCGUUGUGUCCAUCGGAAAUCAACAUCACAUUAAUAGUUGUUAGUGUAAGUGUAACGAUAGGAUUAAUAAUACUUUCUGUAUUUUUAUACAGGCACUAUAAGCUAGAAUAUGAAUUAGCUUCAAUGACCUGGAAGGUGAAUUGGGAAGAUAUUGUGUGGAUACCACAUGUGAAGCGUCGGAACAGUACCUACUCCACCGAAUCUCUUAAUUGGAGCAAAAGAGGCAGCCAAACGACAAUAAUUCUAUCGGAAUACGAAGCAUUCAGUUUAGCUGGAGAUCGCCACCUUUACACAACUGUGGGGUACUACAAAAAUCUUAUCACGGCCGUGAAACGCCUAAAGGACACCAAGAUUGUUCUAAACCGCGAUCAAUUGCUCGAACUGAAAAUAAUGAAAGAUUUCUCGAAUGACCAUUUAGUGAAAUUUUACGGAGCGUGCGUCGAUCCUCCACACUGCUGUAUAUUAACCGAAUACUGUCCCAGGGGAAGUCUCCAGGAUAUACUAGAAAACGAGGAAGUGCAAUUAGAUGGGCUCUUUAAGCUAUCUUUAAUUCAAGACAUAACGAAAGGGAUGCUGUACAUACACGACAGUGAAAUUAAAUAUCACGGUUCGUUAAAAUCAUCAAACUGCGUUGUAGAUAGUAGAUUUGUAUUGAAAAUAAGCGAUUUUGGUUUGCAUUUUUUACGAGUUCACAUGAGGGAUGAAUCUAUCGAUGAAAAUUCUCAUUCAUUUUGGCAACGUCAACUGUGGACCAGCCCUGAACUGUUGCGGAACGAGAGUUCUACUCCCGUCGGAUCUCAGAAAGGAGACGUGUAUUCGUUCGCGAUUAUCGUUCAUGAAAUAGUUACACGACAAGGAGUGUUUUAUUUAGGGGAAAAUAGCAAAACGUCUCCAAAACAAAUUGUAGAUUCUGUACGAAAUGGACCGGAAAGCUCCCACGUUCCGCCUCUUCGACCCCUAAUAGAUGAUAGUACAUGUGAUGAAGACGUCGCUCAGUUAAUGAAACGAUGCUGGGCAGAGGAUGCCGCAGAUAGGCCCGAUUUUUCAGUAGUUAAGAACACCAUUCGUAAACUGAACAAGGAGUAUGACAGCAGUAACAUACUGGAUAAUUUACUAUCGCGUAUGGAGCAGUACGCCAAUAACUUAGAAACGCUUGUGGAGGAGAGAACUGCUGAUUAUUUAGAAGAGAAACGCAAGUGCGAAGAACUUUUGUACCAACUUUUACCGAAAACUGUAGCGACUCAAUUAAUUGGUGGCGAAGCGGUGAUCGCUGAAACAUUCGACCAAGUGACGAUCUAUUUCAGCGAUAUUGUAGGAUUUACUUCACUAUCCGCCGAAAGUACUCCUCUUGAAGUAGUCGAUUUGCUCAAUGACCUGUACACAUGCUUUGAUUCAAUUAUAGAAAACUUCGAUGUAUACAAGGUAGAAACAAUAGGAGAUGCGUACAUGGUAGUUUCAGGUUUACCUGAACGAAAUGGAAACAAACACGCAAGAGAAAUAGCACGAAUGUCUUUGGCGUUACUUGACGAAGUAAAACACUUCAAAAUUCGCCAUAGGCCCGCCGACCCAUUAAAACUGCGAAUAGGAAUGCAUACCGGUCCUUGUGUUGCCGGAGUUGUCGGUUUAAAAAUGCCAAGGUAUUGCCUUUUCGGUGAUACAGUAAAUACGGCGUCAAGGAUGGAGUCUAAUGGGCAACCACUUCGAAUACAUGUUAGUCCCGUAACGAAGAAUGUACUUGAUACAUUUGGAACUUUCAACUUGGAAUGCCGAGGCGAAGUCGAAAUGAAGGGUAAAGGGAAAAUGACAACGUAUUGGCUAUUAGGUGAGCGAAAAAUCCAAAGCAAACAUAUGGACAGGGUAGUUAAAAUACCAAAUUGUGAAAAAUUAACCGCAAGUAUGAAUUCAAAUGUGAAAAAAGGGUCAUAUUCAAAUCUUAAUGGAAAAAGUUUAAAUGCGAGCGGUAUAUGUGAUCAACAAGAAGAUGCUGCUGUACCUCUCCUAUCGAUAACACCAUCAGAGCACUAUACACAAGCGUAAGAAUAAUAGGACCACCAAAACCAUCAAUGUGCAAGUUUCUUCCUGUCUUAUAAUACCUAUAUUUAUUUUGUUUUGAUAAAUCAAUCAACCACAAGCACGUGGCAUGACCAGAGUUAUUGUGGACCACCCCGUAAUAUAAUUUAGAUCUACCCUUCUUAAAUUUAGAAAUAAACUUUUGCACCCUUUAUACUCUAUUUACUGAAAGGUAUUUUUUCUGUACCUGUUUACCAUUGUGAGCUUUAUACCAUUAUUGUUAAAGUAUAUUGUAUAGUUUAUAGUAACAUACACAGGGUUCUCAUAAAUACUUAAUUGCAGGAUGUGAUAGUUACAUUUAGAAGCUUAUUUGUCUAAUAUAAGUUAUGGCUAUCAUAACAAAACCCUGUAGACUUGACUGUUGGCACAAAUAAAGAAAUGUUUACUUACGUACCUACUGUCUGUCCCUAUGUUCAUUACAAGACGAGUAUGCACAAUAUACCCAUAGCAUCCGUUUUCCUUUUUUUAAUUUAAAUUGCUUAUUUAAUUUGUAUGGUGUACUAGUAAUACUUUCGUACAAGUCUGCAAUGCAAUGCAAUAGAUACGAAUUUAUGUGAUAAAUAGUUAAUUUUACAACAGGUUCUUAAAAA